AUGGACCGAAUUGGGAGUGGGAGUGAGGCUACGGCUAAUGGUGCACUGCAUGAACACAGUGCGCAAGACUCUCAACACUCCCAUGGCUCCGCGCGCUCGCAUGGCUCGCGAAGUUCGCGCACACCAACGCCAGCGAGAGAAAGCAAGAAGCCGCGAGCUCCACAUACGAAGUCGAGGCAAGGGUGUCUACGGUGCAAGAGGCGGAGGGUGAAGUGUAACGAACAACGACCCAAAUGCCGCGCAUGCCAGAUCCGUAACGAGAGCUGCAAGUACCCCGACCUAGUAGCCUGCUCAACAUGUCUACGCACCGACUGCAUCUGCUUCAACGACCCCAUCCCCCCAGCCCAACAACGCGCAGACGACUCCGCCGUCGACUUCGAGUUCAUCUACCACUACGGCCGCUUCACCUACGACACAGUCGCCGUCGAGCCCAUCACCGAGAACGCCAAACCCCUCUUCCAGCCACCAGCAUGUCUCCAGCACCCCUUCCUCAUGGACCUCUUCAUGGCCCUUGCCGCCACACACCUCGCCACCUCGAACCCAGCCGAAGCGUCCAAAUACAUUGUCCACGCGAUCCGCUACCAGAACCGCGCCUUUGGCCGCUUCAGCGGAGUCCUAGUCGACCCGAAAGUAGAAGACUGCCUCCCCAUGUUCCUCUUCUCCGCCAUGCUCGGUAUCCUCCAACUAGCCCUCUCCCGCGUCCCCCGACCCACCGACCAAUCCCAAUCCAUCCCCCCAAUCGAAACGCUCCUCGAACUCCGCCGUCUAUGGCGCGGCUCAAAAUCUAUCCUCCAGCACUCACGCGGCAUCAUGUCCUCGGAGAACUACCAAUCCAUCUUCGACGACGAUGAAGCCCCACGACGCGAACACCUCAAGACUCCCGUUAGCGACAAGGAUCUGCAAGGCGAAUGCUACGGCCCUCUGAAUGAUCUGCUCAAUCUCGUCGAUGCUACGUUUCCGACUGACUCUACAUCUUUUCCAAUCCCGAUCCAGGAAAUAGAUCCAGCAGCCGUUUCGGACGACGAGGCUUGUAAGCUCGCCGUCGCGUGGCUUCGUCGUAUUACCGGUCUGCAUCUCAGCAGUCGGCCAGCGCAGCUGCUGGCGUGGCCGGUCGUGAUCCCGGAGAAGUUCCUGCACUUGGUGCAAGCGGAGAAUCCUAGGGCGCAGGCGAUUUGUGCGUGUUAUGGGUUUUUGUUGAGGAGGUUGAACGAUCGGUGGUGGGCGCAUGGGUUUGGGCAGGAUUUGAUCUUGCAGCUGGCGAGUCCUAGGAAUAGGGCGAUUUAUGCGGAGUUUUAUCGGAGGUUGUUUGAGAGUGCUAUGACGGAUGGAUGA
This is a messenger RNA of Fulvia fulva, 1332 nucleotides long. Its product is annotated as Zn(2)-C6 fungal-type transcription factor afumD. Gene Ontology annotation, biological process: regulation of transcription by RNA polymerase II. Bases 1 to 1332 code for a protein of 443 amino acids. The record is from RefSeq and is a predicted model, not a curated record. Gene Ontology annotation, molecular function: zinc ion binding; DNA-binding transcription activator activity, RNA polymerase II-specific. The transcript is spliced from 2 exons. Lineage: Eukaryota; Fungi; Ascomycota; Dothideomycetes; Mycosphaerellales; Mycosphaerellaceae.